This is a messenger RNA of Colias croceus (clouded yellow), 1011 nucleotides long. RefSeq names its product pancreatic lipase-related protein 2-like. The record is from RefSeq and is a predicted model, not a curated record. Lineage: Eukaryota; Metazoa; Arthropoda; Insecta; Lepidoptera; Pieridae. The transcript has 5 exons. Gene Ontology annotation, biological process: lipid metabolic process. Gene Ontology annotation, molecular function: lipase activity. The coding region runs from base 1 to 996 and encodes 331 amino acids.
AUGAAGUCCAUAAUUCUCCUACUUGCUACCGUUACCUUGUGUACGUGUAGCGUUAUCCCCACGAUCCCCGGGGACAAUAGCCACUAUGUGGAAGGAGAAAGCCGCUACAUCUGGAUGCCUGAUGGUGAUGGCGUUCCUCACCUCGUAGAUCUUCAAGCUGAGGAGGAACCUGAUAUGAGCAGAAAUGCUGGAGCUCGGAAUGCAUACUGGCUAUUCACAAGGAACAACCGCAACAACCAUCAAGUCUUAGUACACAAUAAUGCCAAUUCAGUGCGUAACUCUAAUUACAAUAGUAACAGACAAACCAAAGUUGUCGUUCACGGAUGGAACAGCAACGGAAAUUCAGCAAUCAAUCCAAUGAUUACAUCAGCCUAUCUCGAUGUUGCCGACGUUAACGUUAUCGUCGUUGACUGGAGAAAUGCUGCCAGUGGUAUUUACACCACCUCUGUGCGUGAUGUCCCAAGCGUAGGACAGCAUCUUGGACAAUUCUUACAGUUUGUCAUCAACACAGUUGGAGGAAACUGGAACAACUUCCAUUUAAUUGGCUUCAGUUUGGGAGCUCACAUCGUUGGUAAUGCUGGUCGUACUGUAGGAGGCCGUCCUAUCCGUGUUACAGGUCUCGAUCCUGCUGGUCCUCAAUGGGGCGGUAAUUCGCUCGCCCUCAACAAUCGUGACGGUGUUUAUGUGGAAACCAUCCACACCGACGGCGGAUUGCUCGGUAUCUUCGACCCAAUCGCUGACGCGGACUUCUAUCCCAAUGGCGGCAGAAACACACAGCCUGGAUGUUGGAUCAGUACUUGCUCUCACAGCCGCGCCUACGAACUGUUUGCGGCUAGUGUUAGAUACAACCACUUCAACGGCAGACGGUGCGCUAACCUCAAUGAAGCGAGGAACAACAGAUGCACCGGUGCUAAUCUUCGCAUGGGAAAUCGUGACCUGAACAAGCGCGGAGUGGGACUUUACGGUUUAUCAACAGGCAGCUCUUGGCCGUUCUAAGGAGACUGUUAUUUA